Ceratina calcarata is the source of this 3160-nucleotide messenger RNA. It is a transcript of the gene Gr10, whose product is annotated as gustatory receptor 10. The record is from RefSeq and is a predicted model, not a curated record. Lineage: Eukaryota; Metazoa; Arthropoda; Insecta; Hymenoptera; Apidae. Bases 1397 to 2935 code for a protein of 512 amino acids. Gene Ontology annotation, biological process: G protein-coupled receptor signaling pathway. The transcript has 8 exons. Gene Ontology annotation, cellular component: plasma membrane. Gene Ontology annotation, molecular function: G protein-coupled receptor activity.
UACGAAACUUCUCGCGCGCAUCAUUCACAGCGGGUGAGUUACGAGCGUGAAUCGGCAAGAAAUUGUAGCAUCGUGUAAUCGAGUUACCCUUUAGAGCCUAAAAAUUCCCGGACAAAGCUAGACCGACGUCGAGUCAUGACUGGAGAGUCUCGGGUCCGUUGAUGGUCAUGCCGUUAGUUGAUUUUAGUGCGAUCGAUCAAGAAUUGAUGCGAAUCGAGAAAAAGUGAGUUUAUUUGGAUAAGAAGAUGUAUGUUUGAAUCCCGAGGUCAGAGAGUCUCCUGAGAAACGGAAUGUACAACUCGAGGAUGUCUUCUUCAAUGCAAACAGCUCACGAACGUGCCUAUGCACACAACACGUGAAAAGUAUUCGUGUGCGACUUAUUUCAGCAAAUAUUCGCGCCAUGACUGUUUGUACGUUGUGUGGAUUUAUAAAUACUCAAAUGCAGCCAUUUCUUUGGUACACUUCUCCCGUCGUUCAAGAGAAAUUUAUCGAAGUUAUAAAUUGCCACGUGUACAACAGUAGAUCUUGUAAAAUGUAACAGGCGUAUCUCAUAAAUUCACGCAGCUAGUCGACGAUCGGAUAAGAGAAAUUCAUAUAGUCAUAAAAAGAAAAACGUGGCGAGAUUAACGAGCGACGGCUAUAUCGCUCUGCCAUUGACAUUGUAACGCUUUCAGGGGUUGAAAAAAAAUAGCCGAGGUUUCGCACAGUCAUCCACUUUCAUCAACGAGAAAGCAAUUGAUGCUAUCAUCGAAUUAUCCAAUUAUUUAGCCACCGUUCGUUCCAUGGAUUCCGUGAACUGAACGCAUCACGCUGACAGGCUCAUUGUGUUUCAAAGUUGGAACGCGUAUCCAGAUAGAUUCCAAUGUUCGGCAACAGAAUUACAAUUAUUGAUCGACGCCCAUUUGGUGAGAAUGAUUAAUGGUACACGUAAAUUUCCUAACAAAGGAACGUCUAUUUUAAAUGUCCACGAAACUUAAGGGACGCUCGGAACGGUCGCCUUGCACGCGAAGCGCGUAUCAAUCUCGGUGGCAAUGGAAAGAAUACCCCUAUAAACCACCCUCUUUCAAUAAAAACGAUUGGACAUUCAUUUCCCUGGACGAGGGAACGCGAACAGCUUUGAAUGACUGAUCAAACGGUAUAAUGAAGUAAGAGAAACGUGUACGGGAUAAAAACUUCCUCGAUUAUGUGUGCACUGAAUAUUAUCCCCCUGGUGUUUGGAUAAUCGAGUUCUCGGAUAAAGAGAUAAAGGAACUGCCUGUGGCUCGAAAGCAGCCAAAGCGUAGCCUCGAGUAGCAAUUAUCCCGGCCGAUCUGCUUUUCCUCUGUUUACCCGGGUGGACCGAAAGCUGUUCGUCAGAGAUUGUUUCGAAGUCGCGAAAUAAAACGAGAGAGGAGAGAUGACAUCGACGAGCGUAUACAACGAUUUGAGGACGCCUUUGUCGCCGGACGCGAACGAGACGAUCAACGAACAUUUCAAAGUGGACGGCGCUUUGAUACGUUGGCUGCUGUACGAUAAGAUUCACAGCGAGACCGAUCAUUUGUUGAUCGUCCUGUACGUUCCUGUGAUAGUGCUCGCGGUGGCAGCCAACAUCCUGGUGAUCGCAGUCGUCUUCAAGUAUCACUACAUGCGUAGCGUGACAAAUUACUUUGUGGUGAACCUGUCCGUGGCAGACUUAUUGGUGACUACGAUUUGCAUGCCGGUGGCUGUGAGUCAGGCGGUAUCGAUAGUUUGGGACUACGGAGAAGUGAUGUGCAAGCUCUCGUCUUAUCUUCAGGGUGUUGCCGUGGCUGCUUCGGUCUUCACCAUAACGGCGAUGAGUAUUGACAGGUACCUGGCGAUAAGCAGCCCCAUCGCGUUCCGACGCGUGUUCAAUCGCAAAAGCACUGUCCUCGUUAUCGUGGCUCUAUGGUUGGUCGCUCUAAUCAUCUUCGCACCCCUUUUAAGCGCGAUGACCCUCCAGAGCCCGAGUAUGGAUUUUAACAACAUAACCGUCAACAGAUCCUGGAUAGAUACCUGGAAUACAUCACAAUCACAGAACUGGAUCGAGAUGUCGCAGAACUUAUCGCGGGUCACCCGAUUGCCGCCGGCCUUUUACAUCUGCUCGGAAAACUUUGAAACGCCGCUCUUCGGCAUGGUGUGCUUCGUCCUGGUUUACGCGAUCCCGGGAUUCGUCGUCAUAACAUCGUACUCUAUGAUGGGUCGGACGCUUUGCGCACGUAAACCACCUUUCGAUUGCGACAGCGUCCAAGGAAGUGCCAGCUCUCAGCAAAGUUGCAGAUUGGUACGCGAAAGGAGACGAAUCGCUUGGAUAUUGCUUCUUCUGGCGGUGCUUUUCGCCUUGUGCUGGCUACCGUACAAUGUCUUAAGGCUCCUGAUCGACUUAGGUGCAGUCAAGGUGAAAGUGAACACCCUCUCCUAUUGCCUCUUUCUGGGACACGCGAACAGCGCACUAAAUCCUAUGGUCUACUGCUUUAUGACUCGGAAUUUUCGGCAGAGCGUCGCCGAUAUUCUUUGCCACAUGCUGUGUCGGAGACUUCAUCACAGAGGUGGUCAAGGGACAGCGGUGAUCGAUCAUGUGUGCGCAAGGUGCAGUGCCGGUGGCACGUUGAGACAGGGGCUGCUGAGGAAACGGAAAAUGCUACCAGGAUGCGGAUGCGGACUACCGAUCGGUGGGCAUCACACUAUGACGCUUAGGCGGACGGGCACGUCGAGCAGCGGCAGUUAUUACAGCAGACACAGCCCCCACAGACGUUGCUACAUGCUGCAAAGCCUCCGGGGAAGGCAGCGACCGGUAGCCGAGCAAAACAUCAACGAAAAGAUCGACAAGAAACAGGAAUCCUCGGAGAAUUUGAAAAACGAGUCUAGUCAACCUCGCGCGAACACGCUCGUUACCACUGAUGAAAAACGAUGCGAUCGAGCGAACGAUUUAACCUGAGCGGAAACAUGAAAAUCGGAAAUCACGAUUUUUCUCUGAAUGUUCUUCCUUCAAUGUCACGUCUCUAUGGAAGUAGUUCAAUAAUAAUGUAAAUCAGUCGUGUCAAAUUCGUGGAAAUUUGAGAAUAUCAGUUUAAUGAUGAAUCAUUAAUUGGCUUUAUUUGCUGGCUACUCUUUAUCGAGUCUCUGUUUCAUAAUUUAACAGAAAAUAGAUACGCAGAUAACA